Molecule: messenger RNA, 1497 nt
Organism: Drosophila yakuba
Lineage: Eukaryota; Metazoa; Arthropoda; Insecta; Diptera; Drosophilidae
Product: allatostatin-A
Exons: 3
Coding region: 279-731 (150 amino acids)
Molecular function (GO): neuropeptide hormone activity
Source: RefSeq, a predicted model, not a curated record
GCGGAUUCAAAACUUAACCGACAUUUGAUCUGUCAACGUGCCACAGGAGCAGCAGCCGAUUUAGUCCGCGGUACCUUCGAACACUCGAGUUGCACCGCGUAUCCUGUCCUUGCAUCCUAGAGUCGAUCCUUUGAAAGUUGCUUCGCGGUCUCUGUGCUUUUCGGUCUGUGAGUUUUUCCAGCGGCAUUUGGAUUUCGCUCAGCAACAACAGCAGCAGCCGCAGCAGCAGUAGCAGCAGCCAGACGUGCCCCAUACCGUGCCACGCCCACAGCAUCACAAUGAACUCCCUUCACGCCCACAUCCUGCUGCUGGCAGUUUGCUGCGUCGGCUACAUCGCCAGCUCCCCGGUAAUUGGCCAGGAUCAGCGCAGCGGCGACAGCGAUGCCGAUGUCCUGCUGGCCGCCGAUGAGUUGGCCGACGGCGGCGACAACAUCGACAAGCGGGUGGAGCGGUACGCCUUCGGUCUGGGACGACGUGCCUACAUGUACACGAACGGUGGACCGGGAAUGAAGCGCCUGCCGGUCUAUAACUUUGGUCUGGGCAAGAGAUCGCGUCCCUACUCCUUUGGACUGGGCAAACGCGGUGACUACGACUACGAGCAGGACAACGAGAUCGACUACAGAGUGCCGCCAGCGAACUACUUGGCAGCCGAGCGUGCUGUGCGUCCUGGCCGACAGAACAAGCGAACGACGCGUCCGCAACCCUUCAACUUUGGCCUGGGCCGACGUUAAGUCCAAUCCUGCUGGCCCAAAUUUCUCCCCGGAUGGCGCACUUAUCCCAAUCCAGCCGUGCGCCAUUUGGCCAGGAGCUCAUCCUAAACUAAAGUUAUCUAAAAAGCUCUCAGACUCUUCUCCAAACUUAGGUCACACAUUCAGGAGGCAAUCUAAAUGUCUUCGUAUCCAAGCCAAUUCCUUGCACGACCCUCGUCCCACACAUAUUUAUUAUAUAUGAAAUCGGUAGAGCCAAUGGUAUUUAUGUUAAGUUCUUCAAAUCGAUGCGUUUAACGGCAGCCUCAAAAUAAAAUAUGACAAAUGGCGAAAAAAAUAUACAAAAAAAAAAUAAGAGAUGAACAAAAUGCAAAUAAAAAGGGAAAACAGAUUGAGAAUGAAACUGGCGUGUGCAAUUAUCAAGGAAGAAAUUCAUAUAAUGUUAUACGAAUCUAUUAUAUAUGCAUAUUCAAUCCAAUUUAUGAUGGUACUCCAUAUAUGUACAAUUUUAAAGGGGCAUUAAUUAAUAUACACGCGGAUUUAAACUUAUAUACUUGGGGCAAUCUCUCACAGAAAGAGCGGCACGAGUGGCAUUCGUUGUGGUCGUCAGCGGAGGAGCACGAAUAUUGGGUAAACUACUGCAAACAAACUGCAUACUAAUAUCGGUGUAACUAAGUGUUUGACAAAGUGAUUACUAAUUUAACUAUAUAAUUACAAAUAUGUAAUUGUUUUGUGAAUACUUGCAUACGUACCCAAAUAAACAUAGUCGCAGCUAGACUGCGUAAGCAAA